Adineta steineri is the source of this 513-nucleotide messenger RNA. NCBI's taxonomy places the organism in Eukaryota, Metazoa, Rotifera, Eurotatoria, Adinetida, Adinetidae. The record is from the annotation of a GenBank genome assembly.
AUGUUACAUCUUAAUUGCAAUUCAAUUGGGAAUGAAGGUGCUCAAUAUUUGGCAAAUGCAUUGAAGAACAACAUAUCUCUCACAACACUGAUAAUUUCUCGCAAUCAAAUUGGUCUUGAAGGAACGCGAUAUUUUACUAAUGCGUUAAGAAAUAAUACAACGCUUAAGAUUCUAGAUCUUGCACAUAAUCGAAUUGACAACGAAAGUAUCCAAUUAAUUGCCAAUGCAUUACAAAACAAUACAACAUUGACCACUCUACAUCUCGGUUGGAACCAGAUUGGUACUGAAGGCACACGCUCUCUGGGAAAUGCAUUAGAAACUAACAGUACACUCACAACUCUGGAUCUUAAUCAUAAUCAAAUUGGAGCUAUGGGUACACAAUAUCUCGCCAAAGCAUUAGAAUGUAACAUAACACUUACAAAUCUAAAUCUUGCUAAUAAUCAAAUCACGAUUGAAGAUGUACAAUAUCUGCGAAACAUUUCAAAAGAUGCUUUAACACGAGUUCAGUUCUAA